This is a messenger RNA of Cyprinodon variegatus (sheepshead minnow), 1526 nucleotides long. Its product is annotated as E3 ubiquitin-protein ligase ZNRF2-like. The transcript has 5 exons. Bases 1 to 528 code for a protein of 175 amino acids. Lineage: Eukaryota; Metazoa; Chordata; Actinopteri; Cyprinodontiformes; Cyprinodontidae. The record is from RefSeq and is a predicted model, not a curated record.
AUGAUCGCGCUGAUCAACAAACUGCUGGACUGGUUCAAGGCUCUGUUCUGGAAGGAGGAGAUGGAGCUGACCCUGGUGGGGCUGCAGUACUCCGGGAAGACCACCUUCGUUAACGUCAUAGCGGUGAGUGGCGGAGGCUGCGGCCGCUGCGGGGGGCAGGAGGCCGGGGCUCCGGGAACCGAAACCACCGUGGAUCCAGACUACGGUGGUUCCGGUUCUGGAUCCAUCGGUUCCUUCUCCAUCCUUUCUUCUUCUCUGUGCUCGUCAGGCAUCAGGUGCCCAGUCUGCUCCAAGAACGUGUCCUCAGAGGAGAUGGAUCUGCACCUGGUGCUGUGUCUGACCAAACCUCGCCUCACUUAUAACGAGGACGUCCUCUCUAAGGACGUGGGGGAAUGUGCCAUCUGCCUGGAGGACCUGCAGCAGGGGGACACCAUCGCCCGCCUUCCCUGCCUCUGCAUCUACCAUAAAGGGUGCAUCGAUGCGUGGUUCGAGGUGAACAGAUCCUGCCCGGAGCAUCCGUCAGACUAAAGCUUCCCUCACAGCGGUUACCGACUCUGAGAAGGUUCUACAGAACGGAGGCGGGAUCCAGAGGCCCGUUGGACCCUGUGAACACUGUGAACCCCCCCAUGUUGUAGAACCACCGCGUGCCAAACCUCUUUGGAGGAACUUCAGGGAUACCAGCCUUUCAGUCUCCAGGGGAACGGACCUACCUGCUCCUCACCUGACGGUCCAUUGGGAUAGGGAGGGCGGUUCUGGGAGGGUUCUGAUGCUGUGGGACCUCACCGCUCCUCGGUCGGCACCGAUUUCUCCCAGUGCCGUGAUGGGAAGCAGGAAGGAAAAGGUUGGAGCUGGAGGAGCUUUCACCACAGCUGCCAUUAAAGCAGAACCGAGCCAGAGACGAGCCGUCUGCAUGGGCAGCUCCGGGCCCGGCGGCGCCGAUCCACUGUGAAUACUGACUACCAUGCACCUCAUCCCCAUGGAGCCCGGUUCUCCAGGUCCAUUUCCCAGCCCAGCAGGACUAAAGCAUAAAGUUCUUCAGUCCAGGAACAGAACCUCUCUACCUGUUCUGUUGAUCCUCAGAAGAACUUUUACAAAGAGUCCACAGGUCCAACAGAACCUUCAGCUUUCCUUCACACCAUGCCUAAAGAUUCACCAGAGGUUCUGCUUCCUGUGGACCUCCUGCUCGGCCGAGGACAGGCAGUCCAGCCCAGAGCUGCCGCUUCCUCUGAGACCACAUCCUUGACCAGGUCCCCCACUGCGCCGUUCUGUUCCAGAACCCACUGUUUGAUUCUACUGGAUCCAGAACGGGUCGGUCACUCUGCCGCAGUGGUUCUGGUCACCUUGUUUCUUCUCAAUAGACUAAAACUCAUCCUUGAUUCCUGGAAUGUGAGAGUUUGAUCCGUUCCCACAGCAUGACGCCUACAGCGCCAUACUUCAGACUGUCCGUCCAAUCAGAGCCAGGUUCUCUGUGACUUUGGCCACUAGAAUCAGAGUUAAAGUUAUUUAAGUUAGUAACUUGGUUAAGU